AUGUAUGAAAUGCUCUUGGAAAAACAUUACCCGGAAGUUCUUUUAGAUGCUAUGGAAAAUGAACGUUAUCUACAAAAAUUGAAAUGUGAAGUUAAAUAUUCUUUCUACUUGCAGUAUUUUCGUGAUAACUAUAACUACACAUUUGGUCGCCCCCGUUCUGAUGUUUGUACAACUUGUUCAGAAAUGGAGGCCAAAAUUUCUCGCGAAAAAAAUGCAGCUUUUAAAAGAAGUUUGGAAACAGAACUCAAAGUGUAUAAAACAAGGGGUAAGCUCUUCUAUACUAAAAUGCAAGAAUGUUUGUUAAAAGCGCGAGAAAACGAGGAUACAGAAGUUGCUUUGACUUGA
Psylliodes chrysocephalus is the source of this 345-nucleotide messenger RNA. The record is from the annotation of a GenBank genome assembly. NCBI's taxonomy places the organism in Eukaryota, Metazoa, Arthropoda, Insecta, Coleoptera, Chrysomelidae.